AUGUCGUCGUCGUGCUGCGACAUAAGCUCGCAGAAGAGCUCAAAGCCAGAGCCCAAGAAUGCGCAUGAUUCAGCAUCAAAACGCUGGCCGCAGUUGCAAAAUCACUACCUCGUGCCCUUCGUAUCAGCCCUUCUCCACGGCUCCUGCUGCUGGCUCCCGGCGCUGCUAGACGUACUCGCCAUCGGGUCCGCCUCCGUCUCGACGAUCCAUCGCCUGCAGCCCAUCUUUUUGACCAUCACUCUAGUUCUCCUGGGGGAUAGAUUUCGUCGCAGGGGGUUGACGAGGGAUAACCUACUGCAUGUUGCCUUUACUUGCGUGUUGCUGGGCUUGCCGCGGGUUCUCGAGGCCUUCAAGAAGCCUCAGCCUGUAGCAGGCCACAGUGGCCGAUGUCAUUGA
Metarhizium acridum CQMa 102 is the source of this 396-nucleotide messenger RNA. The record is from RefSeq and is a predicted model, not a curated record. NCBI's taxonomy places the organism in Eukaryota, Fungi, Ascomycota, Sordariomycetes, Hypocreales, Clavicipitaceae.